Strongylocentrotus purpuratus (purple sea urchin) is the source of this 2172-nucleotide messenger RNA. RefSeq lists its product as uncharacterized. The transcript is spliced from 9 exons. The record is from RefSeq and is a predicted model, not a curated record. The coding region runs from base 310 to 1560 and encodes 416 amino acids. Lineage: Eukaryota; Metazoa; Echinodermata; Echinoidea; Camarodonta; Strongylocentrotidae.
AGUGCUACUUGUACAAGCUCCAGCUCCAGCUAGGCAUUUUAUCCAGGGGCUUGGGUCAGGGUGACGUGAUCCGACAUGAUUAGAAUUAACUUAUUAAGUGAUUAACAUGAUAGCUAGAUGAGUGGUCCAAACUUGAUAGAUUUAGUGGAAAUCUACGUGUCGUGCAGUAUACCAUGUUUACUGACUGUAGCUGUAGCUAGGCAGGCAUUGCGAUUUUUACCCCUCCGAUCACUCCUUCUCAGUCCUCCGGAGCUCCCGUCCUACUCCUAGGCUAAGCAGAGACUUCAUCGCGAUCGCGAGACUUCAAAUAUGGCAGUAACAGGCAGUGAUAUUCGUAAGAUCUUGGAUUGGUUGAUCGCCUUUCGAGAUCCCCGUGAGAUAUGGACCAAUCACAGCAGUUUCUUUGUCGCUGAGAUUCUCUACCAUAUUCUUGCUUUCUUGCUCAUUAGACAUGCAUUUAAAAGAGGAGGUCGAUUUGCCUGGUACCUUCUAGCCAUCCUCAUCCAUGCAUUUGUUGUGGAAUCCAUCAGUUAUAUUCUUCCUGACAUUGACAACUUCUGGCAUGCCCAGGCCACUGUAAUGCUGCUAGCGAAGAGACUACCAACAUACAUUCUCUGCAUGUAUUACAUGUUUAUGUAUCCAUCCUUCGUUGCUGUGUCUCGACUACGCCUCCCAUUUUGGGCAGAGCCAUUUGCACAGGCACUGGUCACAGUUCUACUUGACAUUCCCUAUGACAUCAUGGGCAUCAAGCACCUUUGGUGGACAUGGCAUGACACCGACCCAAACAUCUAUGACCGUUACUACUGGGUUCCAAUUACCAGCUUUUUCUUCUGGGCUACGUUCAUGUGCAGCCACAAUUUCCUUUUCUUUGCCACACCCCGCUGGCUGGGGAGCAAAGCUGGCAAAUAUGAGAGCAAUUCAAUGCCAGUGGAGGUGAUCAGUGCAACUGUAGCAGGAGUGUUUGCAUUCCCUGUGGCAACCAUCCAGUUCAUCAUUAUCUACCACAUCCCUCAUGAUAUGUAUGGGGUUCCUACAGGGUUCUGCUUGGCUGUACUCUUUGCCAUCUACUUGCUGAUUGUGUGGAUUGGGGAUAGGAAGCCGGUAGAUGAUGCCAGACCAUUUGGAAAACACGGUGGGACACCAUUCUUUGACACUGUGGGCAUUGUAGUAUUUGCCCAUUAUCUUCUCUACAUCAUCAUGGUAUACUUUAUGAAUCCGCAAACCUACCAGUCUACUGGACUGCACGAAGAGACUGGAAACCGCCAGGAACAAGUUACCAUGUACACUGCCCUAGGACAGCUUGCCUACAAGCAGAAAUACCUAUCCACCUCAGAUUAUGAUGAGAACUACUUUGAUUGGCAUUGCCUACCAGAUCAACAACCUCCUAAGGAUAAUCAGCGAUGGUACACCAUCUGUGGGAUGGACUACCCUAACCACUUUGAGUACUGUAUGGUAGUCACCACCCAUGUCUUGUUUGGACUCAUGGUCUACUAUCAAAUGCUUGCUAGGUCAGGCAAGGAUAUCAACCCAUCAAAGAUGUACAAACACAAGCAGAAGUAGAGGGCAGGCCCGGUAUUGGAACCAUCGGGGCGUUUCACAAAACUUGCCGUCAGUGAAUAAUGACAGUUUUUGUUAUAAGCUACUGAAAUCCUUGCUUCUGAUUGGUUAUCAACAGAUUUGUCAAUGAUUUUUGUCAUUUGUCAUUGAAAAAAGGUUUGUGAAACGGGACCCAUAGCGCAUUGAAAGGGAUAGUUGUGACACGCAUAUGGAUGCAAGGUCAUGGAUCAAAUCCUGGAGCUUCGAAUACCAGGGGCUCGUUUCAUAAAACUUGUUAUCUAUAACAAAUGCUAGAUUUCUAUGACAAAUUUGCAUUCAGCCAAUCAUAUGCCAUGAUUUCAGUAGCUUAUAACAGUAGCUUGUAACGUGUUAUUGAUAUCAAGUUUUAUGAAACAGGGCCCAGUAGUUCCUCCUCAGGUCUGCUACAUGGCAGUAUUAUGUGCUAUGCAGCUAUUGUGUAUUUUAUAUUGGAAUUUUUGAUGAGAGGAAAGAGCACUAUUUCAAUCAAAGCAUUAGAUACUUAAAGGUAAAGACCAGUUUUGGAAACGCCCCCCUCUCAAAAUUGAAAUGGAAGCUCUUAUUACCAAUCAGGUGAAAGAAUGUGUUUUGACUAAU